AAUUGAUGAACGCCUGGCAUGACUUCUCUGAUCAUCGGUUCUGACGUUCUCUGAACUCUUGUCCACCAAAACCCAGGCUCUGAGACUGGAAUUAUUCUGUUGACUUGGCUUCCAAGUCAUUCGACCCUCGCAAUGGCGACUGUCACACAGCUCGAGCCCGCUCAUGUCUCCGAGACAUAUGAGCUUGAAAGUCGUCCCAAAAAUUCACCCAGAGAUGGGGAAGAGCCGCCCGCGCCUCAAUCGUAUUCAACCGACAUGAAAAUGGACCGAGCGACCUACUUAAAAAUCACAAGUGCUGCCUUCUCCUUCUUCGUUGCAGGUGUCAAUGAUGGUAGUUUUGGUGCCCUGGUCCCUUAUGUCAUCCGAGACUACGGAAUCAACACAGCCAUCGUCUCAUCAGUAUACGGAGCCAACUUCAUGGGAUGGCUGGGAGGAGCCUUGACGAACACCCACCUCUCCCAAAAGUUCGACCUCGGCGCAAUGCUCAUACUUGGCGCCGUGCUACAAGUGCUUGCGCAUGCUCUACGCGCAUGGAAACCUCCGUUUGGGCUAUUUGCCGUCACUUUCUGGCUGGCUAGCCUUGGUCAAGCCUACCAAGACACGCACGGGAAUACGUUUGUCGCUGGGACAAAGGGAGCGCACCGGUGGCUCGCUCUUAUCCACGCCAUGUAUAUGGCUGGGUGUCUUUGCGGCCCCUUUGUUGCGACGGCGACUGCUGCGUCAGGAGAACACUCCCGCUGGUAUCUGUUUUACUGCUUUCCCCUUGGCAUCGGCCUGGUCAAUGUGGCUCUUGUCUUCACAGCCUUCCGGGAUAGCGUUGGGUUCAAGCAAACAAAAUCUCCCAGUAUUCAUACGACUGCCAUCGACGCAGAAACUGCUGUGGGCGCGGGGCAAACCCCUUCUCCAGCAAACACGCUGAAGAAUGACACUGCUUCUGCCCUUAUCAAAGAAACCCUCAAGACCCGAAGCGUUUGGCUCCUAAGCCUCUUCUACUUCUGCUAUUUGGGUGCGGUGCUUACGGCCAGUGGAUGGGUUGUGGAAUAUCUGGUUGUCGUUCGUAAUGGGGAAUUGUCUCAGAUGGGUUAUGUUCCAGCCGGCUUCAACGGAGGUUCACUGCUCGGCAGACUGCUUCUGGCGGAACCCAUCCAUCGAUUUGGCGUCCGACCGAUUAUUUUCCUCUUUAGCAUUUUGUGCAUUGGUCUUCAGGUGUUGUUUUGGCUGGUACCUAGCAUCAUUGCAGCCUCCAUCUCCAUUAGUCUUUUGGGCUUCUUCAUGGGACCAUAUUUCGCUACGGGAAUGUCGAUUAGUUCAAAGCUAUUUUCACCUCGAAUUCAGCCAACAGCGUUGGCUUUUGUGUUCGUGUUUGCACAAAUGGGUGGUUGCUUCUUCCCCAUCAUCACCGGUCUCAUCGCGGCACGUGCGGGUGUGGCAGUUCUGCAGCCUAUUUUGUGUGGGCUCCUGACGGCAACCUCGAUCAGCUGGCUGUUUGUCCCGAAGCCAAAGGAGAGUGAAAACACGGCGCUUCAUCGCGAGUAGGGCAUGGAGUGCGCAAAUGUAGAGGGUCGCCUAAUACUGGAGUGACAUUGGGUGGCGCUGAGGGCGAUUGGGUGUAGGGUGUAGGGUGUAGGGUGACGAAGGACGCAAAUCAGAUUGCCUAAGAAUAUCAGCUGGGAGAUUGCUGAGGAGACGAUUUCUGAGGAUGGAUUCGCGAUUCUAUUUUUUGAUCAUGUAUUUCUUGUUUUGGGGGAUGUCACAUGGCUGCUCUUUUGCUGAGCCUAGUUGUUGGCGAUACGCUCUCGUAUGAAUCUUGUUUUGAU
Molecule: messenger RNA, 1817 nt
Organism: Ilyonectria robusta
Lineage: Eukaryota; Fungi; Ascomycota; Sordariomycetes; Hypocreales; Nectriaceae
Product: major facilitator superfamily domain-containing protein
Exons: 4
Coding region: 133-1536 (467 amino acids)
Biological process (GO): transmembrane transport
Cellular component (GO): membrane
Molecular function (GO): transmembrane transporter activity
Source: RefSeq, a predicted model, not a curated record